GUGGGCUGGCUGAAGAUGGAAUCCACUGAGGAAGGAAGACCUAGGUCUUCAGCACUGCAUGUGCCAGCCCAGAAGCAGCACUGUGAAAGCCUCUACAAUGUCUCCUGCAGACCCCUAAAAAUCAAGGAGGCUUGGAUUUGGACAUUCUUAGUAGGAAAGAUUAAAGGCUGAUGGGAUUAUAAAGAGAUGAUGCCAGGUGGUUAAUAAAUCCUAUAGUCCAACUUGAUUCCUAGAAAGAAGCUGGAUUCAUUUGAUACCAGAGGAUUCUUUUCAGCAUCUGGAGACCUUAUUAUCUAUUAUGUCUUUGUGUGAAGACAUGCUGCUUUGUAAUUAUCGCAAGUGUCGCAUCAAACUCUCUGGUUAUGCAUGGGUCACUGCCUGCUCUCAUAUAUUCUGUGAUCAGCAUGGCAGUGGAGAGUUUAGUCGUUCACCAGCUGUCUGCCCUGCCUGUAACAGUACUCUUUCUGGAAAGCUAGAUAUUGUCCGUACAGAACUCAGUCCCUCAGAGGAAUAUAAAGCCAUGGUAUUGGCGGGACUUCGACCAGAGAUUGUGUUGGACAUUAGCUCCCGAGCACUGGCCUUCUGGACUUAUCAGGUACACCAAGAACAUCUCUAUCAAGAAUACAAUUUCAGCAAGGCUGAGGGCCAUCUGAAACAGAUGGAGAAGAUAUAUACUCAGCAAAUACAGAGCAAGGAUGUAGAACUGACCUCUAUGAAAGGGGAGGUCACCUAUAUGAAGAAAGUGCUGGAAGAAUACAAGAAAAAGUUCAGUGACAUCUCUGAGAAACUUAUGGAGAGAAAUCACCAGUAUCAAAAGCUCCAAGGCCUCUAUGAUAGCCUUAGGCUACGAAAUCUCACUAUUGCUAACCAAGAUGGUACCCUUGAACCAUCUAUGAUUGCACAGUCUGGUGUUUUUGGCUUCUCAUUAGAGAACAACUCCAAAUUUCCUUUGGACAGUACACCAGUUCGAAAUCAGGGUGGUGGAGAUGAAGAUUUUCAGUUCAGACCAUUUUUUGUGGGUUCUCCCACAGCACCUGAACCCACCAACAACUUUUUUAGUUUUGCUUACCCAAGUAAUGAAUUAGAGCAACAGCAAGUCUCUAGCAGGGCCUUUAAAGUAAAAAGAAUUUAG
This is a messenger RNA of Hippopotamus amphibius kiboko, 1132 nucleotides long. RefSeq names its product E3 ubiquitin-protein ligase CCNB1IP1-like. The record is from RefSeq and is a predicted model, not a curated record. Gene Ontology annotation, molecular function: ubiquitin protein ligase activity. Gene Ontology annotation, cellular component: synaptonemal complex. Lineage: Eukaryota; Metazoa; Chordata; Mammalia; Artiodactyla; Hippopotamidae. The transcript has a single exon. Gene Ontology annotation, biological process: reciprocal meiotic recombination. The coding region runs from base 299 to 1132 and encodes 277 amino acids.